Messenger RNA from Symphalangus syndactylus (siamang), 2765 nucleotides. It is a transcript of the gene ZXDA, whose product is annotated as zinc finger X-linked duplicated A. Gene Ontology annotation, molecular function: transcription coregulator activity. Gene Ontology annotation, cellular component: nucleus. The record is from RefSeq and is a predicted model, not a curated record. Gene Ontology annotation, biological process: regulation of transcription by RNA polymerase II. Lineage: Eukaryota; Metazoa; Chordata; Mammalia; Primates; Hylobatidae.
GGGCCAGUUUCUGCGCAUUGCACUUUUUUUUCCCCCUUUCAGGAACGUGUUCAGGCCCGCGGCAGGGGGCGGGGUCGCGCCUCCUCCUCGGCUCUGGUUCCAGCCAAGCCUCACGGACGCAGAGAUGGAAAUCCCAAAGCUGCUCCCGGCUCGCGGGACCCUACGGGGCGGCGCCGGCGGUAUCCCCGCGGGCGACGGCCGGGUCCACCGAGGCCCUGACCCGCCGGCUGGCCAGGUCCCCACGCGCCGCCUCCUCCUGCCCCGGGGCCCCCAAGAUGGCGGGCCCGGGCGGCGGCGCAAGGAGGCCCGCAAGGCCUCACCGAGCCCUGGCCCAAGCCUGUUGGCGCCAAGGCCCCAUCAACCUAGCGGCGGCGGCGACGACUUCUUCCUGGUGCUGCUUGACACGGUGGGUGGCGACGUGGAGACCGCGGGCUCCGGUCAGGCCGCAGGGCCUGUGUUGAGGGAGGAGGCCAAGGCGGGCCCGGGGCUCCAGGGUGACGAGAGCGGCGCGAACCCCGCGGGCUUCUCUGCGCAGGGCCCCCGCUGCCUGUCCGCGGUUCCCACCCCGGCCCCGAUCUCUGCCCCCAGCCCCGCCGCGGCCUUCGCGGGCACAGUCACUAUCCACAACCAGGACCUGCUGUUGCGCUUUGAGAACGGCGUCCUCACCCUGGCCACGCCCCCACCACACGCCUGGGAGCCAGGGGCCGCUGCUGCCCAGCAGCCCGGGUGUCUGAUCGCCCCCCAAGCCGGGUUCCCGCAUGCCCCGCAGCCAGGUAACUGCCCAGAGCUGCCGCGAGACCUCCUGCUAGCUGAGCCGGCCGAACCCGCGCCUGCUCCGGCGCCCGAGGAGGAGGCGGAGGGCCCAGCCGCCGCCCUGGGCCCCCGCGGACUGCUGGGCUCUGGCCCAGGCGUGGUGCUGUACCUGUGUCCCGAGGCGCUAUGCGGGCAAACCUUCGCCAAGAAGCACCAGCUGAAGGUGCACCUGCUGACGCACAGCAGCAGCCAGGGCCAGAGGCCCUUCAAAUGCCCCCUGGGUGGCUGCGGCUGGACCUUCACCACCUCUUACAAGCUCAAGAGGCACCUGCAGUCGCACGACAAACUGCGGCCCUUUGGCUGCCCUGCGGAGGGCUGUGGCAAGAGCUUCACCACCGUGUACAACCUCAAGGCGCACAUGAAGGGCCAUGAGCAGGAGAACUCCUUCAAAUGUGAGGUGUGCGAGGAGAGCUUCCCCACGCAGGCCAAACUCAGCGCCCACCAGCGCAGCCACUUCGAACCCGAGAGGCCUUACCAGUGCGCGUUUUCUGGCUGCAAGAAGACAUUUAUCACAGUGAGUGCUCUGUUUUCCCAUAACCGCGCCCAUUUCAGGGAACAGGAACUGUUUUCCUGCUCUUUCCCUGGCUGCAGCAAGCAAUAUGACAAGGCUUGUAGGCUGAAAAUUCACCUGCGGAGUCACACCGGCGAGAGACCUUUCCUUUGUGACUUUGAUGGCUGUGGCUGGAACUUCACCAGCAUGUCCAAACUCUUAAGGCACAAAAGGAAGCACGACGAUGACCGGAGGUUCAUGUGCCCUGUGGAAGGCUGUGGGAAAUCUUUCACGAGGGCCGAACAUCUGAAAGGCCACAGCAUAACCCACCUGGGCACAAAGCCUUUUGUGUGUCCUGUUGAAGGCUGCUGUGCCAGGUUCUCUGCUCGCAGUAGCCUCUACAUUCACUCCAAGAAACACCUGCAGGAUGUGGACACUUGGAAAAGCCGUUGCCCGAUCUCCACUUGUAAUAAACUCUUCACAUCCAAGCACAGCAUGAAGUCGCACAUGGCCAAAAGGCACAAGGUGGGCCAGGAUCUCUUAGCUCAGCUAGAAGCAGCAAAUUCUCUUACACCCAGCAGUGAACUUACCAGCCAGAGACAGAAUGAUCUCAGUGAUGCAGAGAUAGUGUCUCUCUUCUCUGAUGUACCUGACAGUACUUCUGCUGCAUUGCUGGACACAGCAUUGGUGAACUCUGGAAUCUUGACUAUUGAUGUGGCUUCUGUGAGCUCGACUCUGGCAGGGCACCUCCCUGCUAAUAAUAAUAAUUCCAUAGGGCAGGCUGUGGACCCUCCAGCCUUGAUGGCCACCAGCGGCCCUCCUCAAAGCCUGGAUACCUCUGUCUUUUUUGGAACGGCAGCCACUGGUUUUCAGCAGAGCUCCUUAAAUAUGGAUGAGGUCUCAAGUGUAAGUGUGGGGCCAUUGGGAUCUCUGGGCUCUUUGGCCAUUAAAAACUCCAGUCCAGAGCCUCAGGCUUUGACACCCAGCAGUAAGCUGACAGUGGACACAGAUGCUCUGACUCCUUCAAGCACCCUUUGUGAAAACAGUGUCUCAGAACUACUGACACCAACCAAAGCGGAGUGGAGCGUACAUCCUAACUCUGACUUCUUUGGACAGGAGGGAGAAACCCAGUUUGGAUUCCCCAGUGUAGCAGGAAACCAUGGUUCUCAGAAAGAAAGAAAUCUUAUCACUGUGACUGGCAGCUCAUUUUUGGUAUGAACCAGCUCUAUUCAUUCCUUGCCAUGUGGCUAACUUUUAUUACAGUCAAUUUUUGAGGAUAUUCUGGACUAAAUAUUUAAGUGCAGUCAUUUCUUUUUGGUUUGCAAAAAGAGCACAGCCCUGGACUACAAGUUUGGAGAUCUAAAUUCUGAUCCUGAGUCUGGAACUGACAAGUUGUGUGACCCUGAGCAAGUCACUUAACCUACCUAAGCCUUAAUUUCCUUAUAAAUUGUGGUGGUUUGAA